Molecule: messenger RNA, 459 nt
Organism: Lottia gigantea (owl limpet)
Lineage: Eukaryota; Metazoa; Mollusca; Gastropoda; Lottiidae
Exons: 2
Coding region: 1-459 (152 amino acids)
Source: RefSeq, a predicted model, not a curated record
AUGGAUCCGGAGUAUUCUGGAAUGGUAGUGGUAUUGGUUGGUGGUUUAGCUGUGAUAAGUUCAUUGAAUUUUGAUAGGUUCUUGAAGGCUCCAGGACAUGCUCGUUUUAAAGAUAAAGAAACUGGUAUCGGUGUGACAUACAGGGAGGCUUUUGGAAACUUGUUUCGGACAAUUGACAGCAGUUCCAACAUUUGGAUGUGGAUGAAAUUACCAUCUUCUUGUUUAUCAUUUAGACCUACAUUAAAGGGUCUAGAUGAUGCUGGCUGGUUGGUGACAGAAGAAGUUGAUGAUGAAGAAGAUGGGGUGAGUGUCUUAUCAAAAGUAAGAGACCUGCGAGGUGAUGCUGAAGAAGAUGAUGAAGACGAUGCUGCAGAAGAAGACGGUGCAAUCGUAAGAGACCUACGAGGUGAUGAUGAAGAAGGUGCUGAAGAAGACGGUGCAAUCGUGAGAGAUCUGUGA